This is a messenger RNA of Cucumis melo (muskmelon), 2355 nucleotides long. RefSeq lists its product as uncharacterized. Lineage: Eukaryota; Viridiplantae; Streptophyta; Magnoliopsida; Cucurbitales; Cucurbitaceae. The record is from RefSeq and is a predicted model, not a curated record. The transcript is spliced from 4 exons. The coding region runs from base 804 to 1805 and encodes 333 amino acids.
UAAUUUGGAUGUGCUCUAGGAUGUGUAGACAUGUUUCUGAUUAUGAAAUUAAAUUGAUCAUAAGAGGGAAGGAUCCUCUCGCUCAUAAUACACAAAUUUCACAAUUGUACUAAACUCAUCUAAGUGGGCGCUGGGCAAAAUUAAAUUAAUCAUAGGUGUCUUUGUAUGUUGUUUAACUUAGUUCAAUUGUUUGACGAUAGUUUUGGCAUGAGCCAUCUAUCCUCAAGAAGCCUUAUAUAUAAAUGUUUUAUUUUUGGUUAACAGAUCCUUUGAAAAUCAAAAUCAACUUAGAAUCUAAAAUUAGGUGAAUUCAAUACUGGGAUUAACUAUCAGUAAAAUUGAGAAAACUAAUGUCAAUCAUCAACAACUAUAACUAGAUAUUAAUAGACACGUAAAUUCUCGGUUAAGUUAAAAAUUCAAAUCCUCAUAUCUAUACUAUGCUGAAAAAAAAAAAAAAAUCAAUUAUACUUCGGAGUCUUCUCAUAAUAUUCUACCAUAUCUUAAAGAAAGAACAAGAAAAAAGGAAUACCAUUAUACGAAGCAUUAUAUAAAGUUUGGAUUCUCCAUCCCACGUGUUGUAAAAAAGAAAAAGAAAAUUUCCACGGUUACAUGUCAUUCAGCAGAUGGCUUGAAUGGAAUUCAAGCACUCAGUAGCUUUCUAAAGGAAGAGCUAAGUGAUCUUCAACUUCAUCCACUUUCAGAAAGUCAAUUUCACAAGUCUCUAUCCACAAAGAUGACCUGAAAUUCAUUCAUAUUUCACACCUGAAGCCACACCUUUUUUCUUCAACUCUAUCCACGACCUCAUGGAUUCCACUGCUCUGGGUUCCGUUACAGUUACAACAUCCUCGAGCCUUUUAUCAUGGAGUCAGAGAAUGAAGUUGAAGCAAUGUAUAGAGACUUCAAAUUUUCUUGGGAAAGCUGAUAGGUGUAUGCUAUUAAAGCAAAAGAUCCAAUUAAGUGUAGGGACUUCGUCCAGAUCUAGAUCAAAAUUUAAGCUUGUGAGAAUAUCAGCCUUCAAAAACAGUGUUCUAAAUGAUGAACCUAGGGAUGGAGAACUGUCUGAAGUACCAAAGGAUACAAGAGAAGAUGGUCAUGUUUCAUCAAAAGUUACUUUGAAAGCAAAUAUUGUUGUAUUAUCUUAUACAUUUGGAAUAGUCAAUUGGAUUGCACUGCACUUGUUUAUUAAUAAGUUAUUCAGUAAAUGGCCGACAAUUUUAUGUACUCAACAAGUAAGUGAAGAAGUGGAUGGGAUUUUGGGAACGGUGUCGUUGAGGGAGAAAUCAGCAACUCUGAACGAGUCUCAUAAUAUGAGAAGUCAUGAAAGACUAGAAGCAUUUUGGCCCUACCUUCUCAGACUGGAUCCCAUGAUUAAAAUCCCUCUGUUGAUGUUUAUUCCCUUGUAUCUGACAAUCAAAAUCUUUUAUGGAGCCCAGGUUUCAAAAGAACUGAUGCCUUUGUGGGUGUUUGGGCCAUUCAUUGUAGCUUUCUACAUCAAGAUGUUUCACUGGUUGUGUUGUCUCUCAAUCUUGAGCUUCAAGCGAACUGCAUAUUUGAUGAAAAACUUUCUCUGUUAUUUCAAGCUAGUCUGUGGCUAUGUUUCCCAUGGGAGACUUAAAGAGGUGGUACGAGCUCGGGUCUGGCAACCUUUAGUGAAUAUUAGGAGCCUCCAUUAUAAAGAGUUGUCGAGAAGAAAGUUCCAAUUUAUGCAAGAAUGGAUUAUGGAGAGGUACCUCGAUUUUUUAGAAUUAGUAUGGCCAUAUUAUUGCAGAUCAAUAAGGUUCCUAAAGAGAGCUAACCUCGUUUAGAUGGGCUUUGAUGAAAUGCCAUUGUUUAUAAAGUGAACCGGAGUUCGUUUUGUUAACAUUUGCCAAAGGUUUACACGUCUAUAAGGCCAGCCGAUCAACUGUUUCUAUUAGCUUGAGGGAGUUAAAAAUGUAGCCGAAGCUGUCAAGUUCUAUGAUUCUUGUAAGGCUGCUUCCCUAUUCCAAAUGCUUUGAAGAGGUUUCUUUUUGUCUCAAUUUCAUUAUCAUUUUGGGCUAUCCUUUUUGUUACGUUCAUGAAAUGGAAACAUUUUCAAUAGUCAAUUCAUCAAUGGUGUUCAAGCUAAUUCAUCUUUUUGUUCUCUUUUCCACAGGCUUCUUGAAUCUUUUAUUCUCUAGUUGCCUCAGUAUUCAUCCACCUCUUGGUAGUGUACAAAUUAUACCGAAUUCUUUUGUAAUUGUGGUCUCUCCAUGUUCUUAAACAAUUGGAAGACUCUUAUUCAGUAUUUUUCUUACCUUUAGUCUUUUUCCUCUUGUUUUUGGAUGUCAAAAAGGAAAAAAAAAAAAAAAAGUUGCCUCAGUGUUUCUAGAGAAA